This is a messenger RNA of Coccomyxa subellipsoidea C-169, 822 nucleotides long. RefSeq lists its product as hypothetical. Lineage: Eukaryota; Viridiplantae; Chlorophyta; Trebouxiophyceae; Coccomyxaceae. The coding region runs from base 1 to 822 and encodes 273 amino acids. The record is from RefSeq and is a predicted model, not a curated record. The transcript is spliced from 6 exons.
AUGACAUGCAGCAACGAGAGGCAACAGCUCGUGGAGGAGCGAGAUUGUGCUGUCGAGCAGCUGCGGUGGAUGGAGGCAUCGAGGGACGACCUAGCACGCCAGCAGGGACAGUACAAGGGCAGGAUAGCAAAGCUGGAGGGAGCCAUCAGUUCUGGAGAGAAAAGGCUGCAAGCCACGAUAGUGGAAUUGGAAACCACCAAGGUAAGGCAGAGGCAGGAGUUGACGGAGUUUGCCUCGCUUGAACACAAGGCAGCUGCAGACGCAGAGAGUUCUGUCGGCAGCCAGAUCGCACAGCUGGAGGCCAGGCUGGCAGAGCAGACAGCAGCACUGGAUGGAGCGCGCAAGGAAGCUGCAGAUGCGCAGGCCUCCUUGCGCACUACACAGUCUGAGCUCAAGAAGGUGACAGAGGCACACGCCCCAUGCGGAGCAGCUGCCGCCAAAGCGCAGCAGGAGCUGACUCUUCUGCGCUCGCAUGUGCAGCAGCUGGCACAAGACCGUGCGCAGGCUGCUAACAACAUCAGGAUUGCUGAGAAAGAGGUGGAUCUCAUUCACCAGGCCAACGAGCAAAUGUUCCGGUACUUGAACUAUGUGCGGUCGCGCCUUGGGACACAUAUAGCCGAGCUGCAGCAGACACCGGACCUGCUGCACCUGCUGAAAGACCUGCACAAGUGGUGUGCACAUGAGAGCAGAGGGAGGGCGCUGACAACACCGAUGCAGGCUCCUCAGCCGUCCAAGACACCAGGCCUCACCCCUGCACCCAAGGGAUUUGCCUCCAGGACCCCUGUUGCCUCUCGCUCGAGGCUUGGCCUCUUUGGGGCCUGA